AUGAAUAUCUCCCAACCUGUCUCGUCCUCGGUCGACCGGGUCGAGUUCACAUUUCUCACCAAGGAUGAGAUUCACGCGAUCUCGGUCAAAAAGAUCGAGAAUGACAGCACCUUCGAUACCCUCUUGAACCCUGUCCGUGGGGGACUGUACGAUCCAGCCCUUGGUUCUUGGGGAGACUCCAUCUGUACGACUUGUAACCUAGGCCAACAGUCUUGUCCCGGUCAUCCCGGCCACAUCGACCUUCCCGUCCCAGUGUAUCAUCCUACCUUCAUGGACCAGGUCCUCCGCCUGGUGCGAGCACAAUGUGUAUACUGUGAUGGCUUCCGUCUGCCUAGGAGGGACAUUCACCGCUACACCUGCAUCCUCCGUCUUCUUCAAUACGGCCUGCUCCAUGAGGCAAGGAUGGUCGAGGCCAUAGGAGAGAACCUCUACGGCCUCGACCUGCCAGGCGUGCCCCAGGACUAUGUCGCUGCCGGCUCCGACUCAGAGGACCAAGACGGAACAGCCGAUGGUAUUAUGAGGGCGCGCGAUGCCUACGUUCGUCGCAUCCUACAGAGCCACCCAUCCGGCUUGGCACGCCGGAAGCAUGAGGGUGCCGCUGAACUUCGCACCGCCACGGUGGCUGAAUUUUUCAAGGACAUCGUCAAGACGCGGGUGUGUGCAUCCUGUCAGGGCGUCACCCCUACCUAUCGCAAGGAUCGAUCCGUCAAGAUUUUUGAGAAGGCCCUAUCGCCAAAGGAGCAGGCCAAGAUGGCUCAGGGUGGCUUCAAGCGCAGGCAGGCAAUACCCGUCCAGUCCAAAAAGAAGGCGGACAAGAACAGUGACUACGACUUGGACGAGGGUAUCGCCGAUCUCUCAUCUUCGGAUGGCGAGGGAGGCGCUUCUGACGAGGGCAGCGGCGAUGCCCUCGACGAGGAUGGCCUUGUUGUUCCCCACACUAAGGUCACAAAACUGACGCGAGGCGACGAUUCGCCUGCCCAGCGCUACCUCUCCCCGGCAGAGGUGCGGUGGAGGCUGGCAAGACUGUUCGAUAAGGAACAAGAGGUCCUGUCACUGGUGUACUGCAAGCAACCUCGGUCAAAGGUCACCACCGCCUUAUCUUCCGAUAUGUUUUUCCUGGAGAGCAUUCUUAUCCCGCCCAACCGCUUCCGCCCGGAGGCUAGGACUGGUGACUCGCAGAUUGCCGAGGCCCAGCAGAACAACCUCUACAAGAUGAUCAUCAGGGCGUCAGCCAAGCUGGCAUCGAUCUACAGGCAAAUUCAGGACCAAUUGAGAGGCACCAAUGUCGAUCCAUCAUUGAGGGGGCCCAGGAGCAUGACACAGCUCCAUGAGGCCUGGACGGAACUCCAGGAGGCCGUCAAUUCCCUAAUAGACCGCAAUCUCAAUCCGGUUCAAGGAGCUGCCGCCAAGAGGAAUGAGGAGGGCAUCAAACAGAAGCUCGAGAAGAAAGAGGGUCUGUUCCGGAAGAACAUGAUGGGGAAGAGAGUCAAUUAUGCCGCACGCAGUGUCAUUUCUCCGGAUCCCAACAUUGAGACCAACGAGAUCGGCGUUCCUCCGGUUUUCGCUCGCAAGUUGACCUUCCCUGAGCCCGUGACGAGUCAUAAUUUCAAGGACAUGCAACAGGCUGUUAUAAAUGGCGUGGAAAAGUGGCCUGGUGCUUCAGCCAUUGAGAACGAGAACGGCCAGACGAUCAACCUGCGCAACAAGUCGAUGGAGGACCGUGUCGCCCUCGCAAAUCAGCUCCUGGCCCCGACGAAUACAACCUCCAGCGGUCUGAGAAAUAAGAAGGUCCACCGCCAUCUCGCUAAUGGCGACGUGGUUCUGAUGAACCGACAACCAACCCUGCACAAGCCGUCCAUAAUGGGCCACAGGGUGAGGGUUUUGCCAGGAGAAAAGACAAUUCGCAUGCACUACGCCAACUGCAACACCUACAAUGCUGACUUUGACGGUGAUGAGAUGAAUAUGCACUUCCCUCAAAACGAAGUGGCCCGUGCUGAGGCACUGCAGCUAGCUGAUACCGAUCAUCAGUAUAUAUCCGGAACAGCGGGAAAGCCACUUCGAGGUUUGAUUCAAGAUCAUUUGUCUGUGUCGGUAGCGCUCUGCAAUCUGGACACAUUCUUCGACAGACAGUCGUACCAACAGCUCAUCUACGGCGCCCUACGUCCUGAAAGUGGCCAUAUUCUCGGUGAGAGAAUCGAGCUGAUUGCCCCAGCAAUUCUCAAACCCGUGGCCAGAUGGACGGGGAAACAGGUCAUCACGACUAUCCUCAAGAACAUCAAGCCACCGAAUUACGGUAAUCUGUGGAUGAGUGGAAAGACACAGAUCCCAGCCGCACGCUGGGGCCAGGGCUCAGAUGAGGCUGCUGUCUUAUUCCAUGAUGGAGUUUUUAUCUCAGGCAUCCUCGAUAAAUCUCAGCUUGGGCCCAGCUCUGGUGGCUUCAUCCAUUCCGUACAUGAAGUUUAUGGGCCAGCCGUGGCUGGCAGGCUCCUCAGCAGCAUGGGCCGCGAGGAGAACAGGAAGAAGAAGCUGGCCGCCGCGUCCGACAUUGGCCUUCGCAUCGCCGCCAAGUACGUGUCGCUAGAGAAGCAGCAGCCUGGGGCGUCUGACCCCGAAUUACUUGCCCGGCUUGAGGAAGUUUUGAGGGAUGACAGCAAGCAGGAGGGGCUCGACGUACUCAUGAACCAAGGCAAUAGUCUGAUCUCCUCGGCGGUUACGGAGGCAUGCCUACCCAAUGGGCUCGAAAAACAAUUUCCGAAGAACCAGAUGCAGUCUAUGACCACUUCUGGUGCCAAAGGCAGUCAGGUUAACGCCAAUCUCAUCUCGUGCAACCUCGGCCAACAGGUUCUGGAAGGUCGCCGUGUGCCCGUAAUGGUCAGCGGUAAAUCACUGCCAAGUUUCCGUCCAUUUGACUCCAACGUCCGAGCAGGUGGCUACAUCGUCAAUCGAUUUUUGACAGGUAUCCGGCCGCAGGAGUACUAUUUCCAUCACAUGGCCGGACGUGAAGGCCUGAUUGACACGGCUGUCAAGACAUCCCGAUCUGGAUACCUCCAGAGAUGUCUCAUCAAGGGUAUGGAGGGCCUCUCAGUCGGGUAUGACAGCUCUGUCCGCGAUUCCGACGGCACGUUGGUCCAAUUUCUCUACGGUGAGGAUGGCCUUGACAUCGCAAAACAGAAAUAUCUCACGAACUUUGGUUUCGUUCUUCGCAAUUUCGAGUCUCAGAUGGAGCAGACACACUACGCCGAGGCGAAUGCCCUCGGACUGUUUGACCAUAAAGAUGACUUCUUCAAGAGGAACAAGCUUGCCGUCAAGAAGUCAAAGGCCAAUAUCGCCAACACGGAUGAACCAGUCAACUGCGUGGUCAACCCCGCGAGGCAUGCGUUUGCCACCUCAGAAAAGUUCUACGACGCCAUGUCCGACUAUAUCAAGAUGAAUAAGGACGGUCUUGUCAGGGACAAGAAGGAGAAGGGUGAUAAAUACCAAGGACCAGGAGUCACUGCGCUCCCUCGGAAACAAGCGGAGAAAAUAUUCGCAGCCAAAUAUCUAAGGUCUCUUGUCGAGCCCGGCGAGGCGGUUGGUAUCGUUGCCGGACAGUCGGUGGGCGAGCCGUCCACCCAGAUGACAUUGAACACCUUUCAUCUGGCUGGACACUCGGCAAAGAACGUGACACUUGGUAUUCCUCGAUUGCGCGAAAUUCUGAUGACGGCCAGUGCGGACAUUUCGACUCCCUCCAUGACGCUAGUGCUGAACGAAGAGCUUUCGGAGGCAGAUGGCGAGAGGUUUGCGAAGGCUAUCAGUGUCCUUCCCCUCUCGCAUGUCACGGACAACGCAACCGUCAGCGAACGAGUCGGGAAGGGCAUCGGCUAUCCUCUGGCCAAGAUCUUUCUCAUUCGCUUACGCUUCUUCCCCGCGUCCGAGUAUGAAGAGACGUACAACAUCAAGAUAUCUGAUGUGCUCGACACAGUCGAGAAGAAGUUCUUAAGCCAGCUCCAAGCCAUGAUCAAAAAGGAGAUCAAGAAAAAGAGCAACAAUGCCACUGCGGCGACGCCAGAAGUUGGAGUCAAGGCUGGAACCAUCGAAAUGGCCGAUCCAAAUCGUGAAGGGGGCGGUCGUAGUGGCGGGGAUGACGAGGAUGAUGACGACGACGACGGGGACGAUGACGCGACAAAUGCAAAGCAACGGGCCAACCGCAACGAAGCCGCGUCGUAUGGCCCCAAUGACGAUGACGAUGAUGCCAUCCAACGUCGUCUAGAGCAGGAGGCCACUCAGGGCGAUAUAGAAGAGGAUGAGGGAUUCGAAGGGAGCCCACCUCCCAGUGGCCAUGACAGCGAGGAUGAAAGCAAGACAUCACAGGAUGCUGGCGGUGCAGAGAGCCUUGGGCGUGAGCAACGCGUGAAAAGCAAGCACCCGCAGGUCACCAAGUUCCGUUGCAGCGAGCUCAGCGGGAGCUGGUGCGAGUUCGAGCUAGAGUUUGACGUCAACAUCCCGAAGAUCUUGAUGCUAAACCUGGUUGAGGAUGCCGUUCGCAAGACACUCAUCCAGCAAAUUCAGGGCAUCGGGCAGUGCACCUUUGUGGCGAAGGAGAAGAUGACAGACGCGCGGACCGGGGAGGACGUCGAGGUCUCGGUAGUCCACACGGCGGGGGCUAAUCUCCAGGCUAUGCAGCGGUUUGGCGAGUACAUCAACCCGAACAAGAUCUCGACCAACGAUAUCGCGGCUGUUCUGGCAGUAUACGGCGUGGAAGCUGCCCGAAACAGUAUCAUUCAGGAGUUGAGCAACGUCUUCGGAUCGCACGGCAUCAGCGUUGACAACCGACACCUGAACCUGAUCGGCGACCAUAUGACAAGGAGCGGAGGGUUCUCGCCGUUCAACCGGAUGGGGCUGCGUGGCAACGUGAGCCCCUUUACGAAGAUGAGUUUCGAGACCACGCUGGCUUUCCUCAAGGACGCACUGCUGGACGGUGACUGGGACGAUCUCAGCACGCCGAGCAGCCGUCUGGUCAUGGGAAGGCUGGGCAAGGUUGGGACGGGGGCAUUUGACAUUUUCACGCAGGCACCGAUGAGUCACUACGAUCCCAUGCGGGCAGACGACGAGAUGGAGCAGUAGGCUGACGAGGGAGAAUCCCUGCUUUUGCAGUCGUUCCUCUUUUCAAGUGGCGUUUGGCGAGAGGAUAUUUGGUCAGCCAUCAUAGGUCAAAUUCAUUAGUAUCUUCAUUGGGAUAGAAAAGUCUUUCUGGUGCUGAAUUUCAGCCGCACCACUUUGAUCUCCU
Messenger RNA from Cryphonectria parasitica EP155, 5266 nucleotides. It is a transcript of the gene RPA190, whose product is annotated as DNA-directed RNA polymerase activity protein. The transcript is spliced from 3 exons. The coding region runs from base 1 to 5103 and encodes 1700 amino acids. Gene Ontology annotation, cellular component: RNA polymerase I complex. The record is from RefSeq and is a predicted model, not a curated record. Gene Ontology annotation, molecular function: DNA-directed RNA polymerase activity; DNA binding. Gene Ontology annotation, biological process: DNA-templated transcription. Lineage: Eukaryota; Fungi; Ascomycota; Sordariomycetes; Diaporthales; Cryphonectriaceae.